This is a messenger RNA of Prinia subflava (tawny-flanked prinia), 1831 nucleotides long. RefSeq names its product centromere protein K (gene CENPK). The coding region runs from base 46 to 843 and encodes 265 amino acids. Gene Ontology annotation, cellular component: nucleus. The transcript is spliced from 10 exons. Gene Ontology annotation, biological process: kinetochore assembly; mitotic sister chromatid segregation. The record is from RefSeq and is a predicted model, not a curated record. NCBI's taxonomy places the organism in Eukaryota, Metazoa, Chordata, Aves, Passeriformes, Cisticolidae.
CCCCGCAGUGACGCGUGCGCGCGGCGCGGAGGGCGCGAAGCGGCCAUGGCUGACUCUUUAUCAGAAGUCACAAACAGUGCUGGUCCUGUGGGUGCCAAGGAAGAGAUCUUGCACGAAUGUGAGAGUAUUUGGAAGCAAUUGGAAGAGUGGCAGAGCAAGAUAAUGCUGCUAGGAACUGAGACACUGCUGCCACCAGAUGCCAAGCUGUCCUUGUUAGUGCUGCAAUGGAAAGCUUUAACAGCAGAUUGUCAUCAGUGGCAAGCAAGAAGUCCUGAAGUAAUUGCUACCAAUCGAGAUGUCCUGUUAGAAUUAGGAAAAGAAGAGUUGCAGAAAGUAAAAAAUGAGCUUGAAAUGAUGCUGUCAAUGGUUCAGUCAAAGAAUAAACUACUGGAUGAAGCUCUGAAAAGAGAGCAGCAGUGGUAUGAGGAACAGAAACACAUCGUAGAUACUUUUAAAAAAUUUGAAGAAGAGGCAAAUACCCAAGCUGAACAACCUUCCACAGAAAGAGAAUUCGAUGAACUGAAAAAUAAAAUACUGAAAUUAAAAGCCUGUAAGAAAAAACUCUUGAGGGCUUUGGGUGAAUUCCUGGAUGAACAUUUUCCCCGUCCAGAGAUAGUUGAAAAUACUGAAAAAAAGAACUCUUCUGCAGAGCCACCUGUAGAACUGAUAACAUUGAAGGAAAUUUUAGAGAUUCUGAUAAAAAAAUUAAUGAGCACACCACAUGACCCUUACAUAACAAUCCAUGAGUCAUUUUGGCCACCUUACAUUGAGCUGCUUCUGCGGUAUGGGAUAGCCCUGAUACAUCCAGAAGAUGCAAGCAGGAUGCGCCUCCAAGCUUUUUAGAAGUAGUGUGACCUGCACAAGCACUUGAAAACAAAACAAUACCACCACUCUUAAUUCAGGGCUAGGACACAUUUACGUUUUAUAUUAAGCUUUCUUAGUAUCAACCAUCACUUCUCGUUGGGUGAUUUUAUUACAUCAAGAUUUGCAUUGUGGAAGGUUUUCUUAACUGCUUCUGUGAGAUGCCAAUUCAUGUAAUAGACAAAGAUGUUUAACAGUUCUUUUUACUGUAAAAGUAAUUAUUAAAUUACAUUUUAUUAAUUAAUUUUACAUUUUAUUACUACUUUAUACAUUUAUUAUUACAUUACAUAUUUUAUACAUUACAUAUUUUAUACAUUACUCCUAUGGUUUAGAUUUUUUAGAUUGCCUGAAGUCAUCUCAAUUUUCUUUAGUAUUUUCUUGUACUCUGUAGAAGCAAAAUUCAGAAUAACACCACUCCUGUACAUGGCCUUGCAAACAUUUGGAACUAACAGAGAGUUAUCCUCUCAAGAAUGUUAUGCCUUGUUUGUUUCUCAGAGCCUUUGCAAACAAUUUUAUUGGCUCCAAGAUAAAGACAUAGGAAAGCUGACACAUUUUUCUGUGCAAAGUGCAGCAGAUGUCAAGUCUGCACCUUCCACUGCAUGCUUCCCAAAUGGCCCAUUUUGUGUUAUGCCAUAUUGCCUUGCAGUAUGUGUCUUCACUUUUUCAGAGCUAGUUUAUCAAGGCUUUUCAUGAGUCUUUGUUCUGCUGAUCUCUACUGGUUCUAAGUUAUGUCAGCUGAGAAUUACUUUCUGACUCGAUGCUGGCAUUCUUUGUGAUCUCAGUCUUUUCUGUAGCCAUUUUUAUUGUAUUGUAUUGUAUUGUAUUGAGUACAAAAAUUCUGCUCUUGCGUAUCUGUAGUGACUGAAACUUUGGAAAACUGUUUGUCCUUUUUUAACCAGAUUGUAGUUUAUUGAGGGUGGAACUUCUGUGAUUUCUCAAUUGAUGGAAAAAUAAAGAGUUUUAUACUAUC